This is a messenger RNA of Orycteropus afer afer, 1545 nucleotides long. It is a transcript of the gene PRSS16, whose product is annotated as serine protease 16. Gene Ontology annotation, biological process: proteolysis. Gene Ontology annotation, cellular component: lysosome; endosome. The transcript is spliced from 12 exons. Gene Ontology annotation, molecular function: dipeptidyl-peptidase activity; serine-type exopeptidase activity. NCBI's taxonomy places the organism in Eukaryota, Metazoa, Chordata, Mammalia, Tubulidentata, Orycteropodidae. The record is from RefSeq and is a predicted model, not a curated record. The coding region runs from base 1 to 1545 and encodes 514 amino acids.
AUGGCCAUCGGGCCUGCCCUCUGGUUGGGCAGUCUGCUCCUGGUUUCUUUCUUGGGGCUCGCAGAUACAGCCUCUCUUCUUAGACGCUUGGGUAAGCACACUCAGCAGCUUCAGGAGAGCUCUGGCCCAAGUUUGGGGCUGAGCCUGGGUCCAGGUGCUGUGGCUUUCCCAAAAGAGGGCUGGUUGGAGCAGCCACUGGACCCCUUCAAUGCAUCAGACAGACGAUCCUUCCUGCAGCGGUACUGGGUGAAUGACCAACAUUGGGCUGGCCAGGAUGGACCCAUAUUCCUGCAUCUGGGAGGUGAGGGCAGCCUUGGGCCUGGCUCAGUGAUGAGAGGUCACCCUGCAGCCCUGGCCCCAGCCUUAGGGGCUCUGGUAGUAGGUCUGGAACACAGAUUUUAUGGACUAAGUACACCUGCCGGGGGCCUGGACAUGGCUCAGCUCCGCUUCUUAUCCAGCCGUCAUGCGUUGGCUGACUUGGCCUCUGCCCACCUCGCACUCUCCCGCCUCUUCAACCUCUCCUCCUCCAGCCCUUGGAUCUGCUUCGGAGGCUCCUAUGCUGGCUCCCUGGCCGCCUGGGCCCGGCUCAAGUUCCCCCAUCUCAUAUUCGCAUCUGUCGCCUCCUCGGCCCCUCUACGCGCGGUGCUGGAUUUCUCGGAAUACAAUAAUGUGGUGUCCAGAAGCUUAAUGAGUACGGCAAUUGGCGGGUCCUCGGAGUGCUGGGCCGCGGCAUCCGCUGCCUUUGCGGAGGUGGAGCGGCGGCUGCGCGCUGGUGGGGCUGCCCAGGAGGCGCUGCAGGCAGAGUUGGGCGCGUGCGGACCCCUGACCCGCGCUGAGGACCAGGCGGAGCUGCUGGAGGCGCUACAGGCGCUGGUGGGGGGCGCUGUGCAGUACAACGGCCAGGCGGGGGCGCCACUGAGCGUGCGACAGCUCUGUGGACUUCUCCUCGCCGGCUGGGGCAACCGCAGCCGCACCGCGCCCUAUCGAGGGCUGCGCCAGGCAACGCAGAUUGUCAUGCACAGCCUGGGAGAGAGGUGUUUAAGCACUUCCCGAGCAGAGACAGUGGCACAGCUGAGGGACACAGAACCUCAAGUAUCCGGCGUGGGUGACCGGCAGUGGUUGUACCAGACAUGUACUGAGUUCGGCUUCUAUAUCACCUGUGAAGACCCAGGAUGCCCUUUCUCCCAGUUCCCAGCACUGCCCUCCCAGCUGGGUCUUUGUGAGCAGGUUUUUGGCCUCUCACCCUCAUCAGUAGCCAAGGCCGUGGCCCAGACAAAUUCCUACUAUGGUGGGCAGACCUUGAGGGCCACCCAAGUGCUGUUAAUUAAUGGGGAUGCAGACCCCUGGCAUGUGCUGAGUGUAACAGAGUCCUUGGGACCUUUCAAGUCAGUCAUUCUCAUCCCUAAUGCCUCCCACUGCUCAGACAUGGCACCUGAGAGACCCUCAGACUCCCCCAGCCUCCUCCUAGCACGCCAGAAGAUCUUCCGGCAGCUGCAGACCUGGCUCAGGCUGGCAAAGGAGAGCCAGGUUAGGCAUGCAGUCUGA